ACGGGGUGGAGUGGGGAAGCACAGAGAUAUAUAGCCCCUUCCUCCUCAGCCAGGCCAGACACAGACACAGCAUCCCUGACCAGGUACAGUAAGAGAUUAAGAGACGAGGGCGCGUCUACAGACUUCAGGCCACUUUCCCUGCCGUUAACACCAUGAAGCUGCUUGCAUUGACUGUGCUGCUCCUGACCAUCUGUGGCCUUGAAGGGGCUCUGGUUCGGAGACAGGCCGAGGAGCCGAAUCUGCAGAGCCUGGUCUCUCAGUACUUCCAGACUGUGGCCGACUAUGGCAAGGACCUUGUGGAGAAGGCCAAGGGCUCAGAGCUUCAAACCCAAGCCAAGCCUGGGAACGGCAUAGAGACUUGGCCUUGGACAUGGUACCUUGAAAGGCACGAAAGAUUCAUUAUCUGAAUCCCUAGACUCCUAGAGGUCAUGGGAAAUGAAAGCACCCCUCAGAAUUUCCUCUACCACACUAUGAAGAGGAGAAAGCUUCCCCAAAUGAGCCCAGAGGUGUCACCCAAGGCCCCUCCCCUCCAUUCUGAGCCAGGGGACACUGUGCUUCUCCCCUGAAAAGAAAAGAAAGUGAAAGUC
Molecule: messenger RNA, 587 nt
Organism: Bubalus bubalis (water buffalo)
Lineage: Eukaryota; Metazoa; Chordata; Mammalia; Artiodactyla; Bovidae
Gene: APOA2
Product: apolipoprotein A2
Exons: 4
Coding region: 153-407 (84 amino acids)
Biological process (GO): triglyceride-rich lipoprotein particle remodeling; cholesterol transport; lipoprotein metabolic process
Cellular component (GO): blood microparticle; very-low-density lipoprotein particle; extracellular region
Molecular function (GO): apolipoprotein receptor binding; phosphatidylcholine binding; cholesterol binding
Source: RefSeq, a predicted model, not a curated record